This is a messenger RNA of Brassica rapa (field mustard), 4153 nucleotides long. RefSeq names its product glutamate receptor 2.7-like. Lineage: Eukaryota; Viridiplantae; Streptophyta; Magnoliopsida; Brassicales; Brassicaceae. Gene Ontology annotation, molecular function: ligand-gated monoatomic ion channel activity. Gene Ontology annotation, cellular component: membrane. The record is from RefSeq and is a predicted model, not a curated record.
ACGUAUAAUUUAAAAGAAAUAUUUUUUUAUUAUUUUUUUUAUUUUUUUUAAAAUAAAUCAAAUGAAAAAAAUGAAACUCGAUUGUUUUUUGACAACAAAAUCAUUGAAAUACGUUUUAGGAAAGUAAAAAGAUUUCCAAAUAUUUUUAAGAAUAUUUUGUAACUGAACUUAUCAUAUUUUUGAAAAUAUGGUUAUUUUUAUCCGUAGAAUGUAGUUUCUACACUAUGUAGAGAACAUACAACUAAUUCAUAAGUAGAUUCUACCAUAUGUAGCAUUUUGAGUCGUGUCUUGAUUUUGUAUUCCUAGAUUUUUAGAAUUGUUCAUACAAGUAGAAUUUGCAUUCAGAAUAAAUGUAGCUAUAUUUGCAAUGCGUAGACAUCGCAUUACUCAUAUUUAGAAUUUUAUUUAAAAGUAGAUUAUUGGUUCGAGAGAAAGUAGAAUAAAUUAUUUAAUGUGGAAUUCAAUUUCUACCAUGCCAUUUUUCGUAGAAGAUGAAAUUUCUUUCUGUAGAACAUAAUGAAAGUUUUCAAUUUAACAAGUUUUACAAUCCAAGAAAAUAUCACGGAUAUCUCAUCAAUUUUUUUCUAUUUUCUAUAAUUUUUUUUAUUCCAAAAACUAUUUAUUGUAUUAAGUUUGAAAAGUAUUAAGGAUAGUUUUGUCAAAAAGGCGACAAAAAUGUUUUUUUACUAGAGGAACAAAAAAAAGCUGGUUUUUUCAUUCUAUUUCAGAAAUUUCCUCUUUAUUAAAUUGAAAAAACUAAAUUAAUCUAAACCUUAAACAGUAAACACUAAAGCCUAGAUCCUCAUUUUAUGUUUUUAAAAAUAAAUACAGUUUGGGUUUAAAAUCUAUUUAUUUAUUUAUUGAUUUAUAAUAUUUAUUUAUUUUAAUAUAUUUAAAUGAUUAUAUAUAUAUAUAUAUAUAUAUAUAUAUUUAUCUUCGUACCUUUUAAUGUAUUAUUCUUGGAAUAAAACUUGUUUUCUGUCCUACAUAUAUCCUACAGAAGAAGGGAAAGUUAAGGGGUGACAUAAAGUUCCAGAAUCUUUGGACGAAAAUGAUGAACCCUACAAAAGCUAAUAAUAUCUUUUUGGGAGUCCCGUUCAUUUGGGGUUUUAUGUUGAUGAACGUUGGUUUAGGAAAAAACCCAACAAGUGAAAUCAAAAUAGGAAUAGUUCUUGAUCUCCAAACUCCUUUUUCCAAGAUCUGCCUCACUUCCAUUAAUAUGUCGUUGUCUGAUUUCUACGAAAAUCAUUCAAAUUACACCACAAGAAUUGCGAUUCAUGUAAGAGAUUCCUUGGAAGAUGCUGUUCAGGCUUCAGCUGCAGCUUUGGACCUAAUCAAGAACGAGAAAGUGAGCGCCAUCAUCGGACCACGAAGCUCUCUGCAAGCCGAGUUCAUGAUUAGACUGGCCAACAAAUCUCAAGUACCUGUCAUCACAUUCUCGGCAACAAGCCCUCUUUUGACAUCUACCAAGACCCCUUACUUCGUCCGAGCCACUCUUAAUGACUUAUUACAGGUCAGAGCCAUUGCGGCCAUUGUCAAAUCCUUUGAAUGGAGAAGUGUUGUCGCAAUUUAUGUGGACAACGAAUUCGGAGAAGGAAUCAUGCCAUACUUGGCUGACGCUUUACAAGAUGUGCAUACUUGUGUAACAAUUAGAAGUGUGAUCUCACUGGAGGCUAGCAAUGAUCAGAUUACAAACCAGCUUUACAAGCUCAUGACCAUGCAGACAAGGGUGUUUGUUGCCCACAUGCCACCAAAUCUUGGGUUUCGGGUUAUUCAGAAAGCUAGAGAUAUUGGGAUGAUGGGGGAAGGGUAUGUAUGGAUAUUUACAGAUGGAAUGACGAAUUGGAUUGGAUCUACCGAGCACGGUAGCAACCUGGAGAAUAUGCAAGGGGUGUUGGGUUUGAGAAGCCGUAUCCCCAACUCAAAAGAGCUUGGAAACUUCAGUUUGAGAUGGGAGAAAAUAUUUGGGCAGGCUAAUGCAAAACCAAAUGUUUUUGCGUUACGGGCGUAUGAUUCGAUAACUGCAUUGGCCGUGGCCGUGGAGAAAACGAACACAAAGAACUUACGGUAUGAUAACCUUAUUAGCGCAUUCUUAAAUAACACGACGGAUUUGGGGACACUAGGGGUCUCUCGCUACGGUCCAAGUCUUCUAAAGUCUCUGUCGGAUGUAGACUUCAACGGUUUAGCAGGAAAAUUUAAACUAGUUAACAUGGAGCUCGAGCCAUCAACUUUUGAUAUCAUCAAUUUUAUUGGAAAAGAAGAGAGGAUUGUCGGAUCCUGGACACAAAGCAAUGGACUUGUGAAUGAAAAUCCAACAAGUGAGAGGUUGGGUCCUGUGAUAUGGCCCGGGAAGUCGACAGUCAUUCCGAGAGGAUGGGAGAUUCCAACGGACGGGAAGAAAGUAUUUAAAGUAGGUGUUCCACUGAAGAGAGGAUUUUUAGGCUUUGUGGAUGUAAAGCAGGAUCCGAGGAAGGCAACAAUACCAACAGGUUACUCCAUAGAAGUCUUUGAAGCUGCUCUUAAAAGGUUGCCUUACUCAGUCAUCCACCGCUACGUCACUUUCGAUACUCCAAAUCAUAGCUACGACACUCUGGUAGAGCAAGUCCAUAAUGGGAUGUUCGACGCAGCUGUGGGAGAUAUAACCAUCAGAGCAAAUAGGUUUGUGUCUGUUGAUUUCACGUUACCAUACACAGAGUCUGGUGUAUUUAUGUUGGUACCAAUGAAGGACAAUGAGAACAAUACAUGGUUUUUCCUCCUACCAUGGAGCUUAGAACUAUGGGUCACUACCGCUUGCUUCUUCAUAUUCAUUGGGUUUAUUGUGUGGAUUUUAGAACACAGAGUCAACACCGACUUUCGUGGACCGCCUCACCACCAGAUCGGCACUAGUUUCUGGUUCUCCUUCUCCACUAUUAAUUUUGCCCACCGUUUGCGUGAUACAUAUUCAAGCGUGUGCUGUGUGUAUAUAGGUGAGAAGGUAGUGAGCAAUUUAGCAAGGUUUGUGGUGAUCGUCUGGUGCUUUGUGGUGCUUGUGCUCACUCAGAGUUACACAGCAAACCUCACAUCUUUCCUUACAGUACAACGGCUUAAACCAGAAGUCACUACUGUGAAUGAACUUAUAGAAAACAAGGAGAUUGUAGGAUACCAAAACGGUUCUUUCGUGCUUAAAUUUUUGAUAAAUAAAGGAUUUCAAGGUUAUCAACUCAAGCCUUAUAAUUCUGCUGAAGAAUGCCACAAUCUUUUGAUUAAUGGGACAUCGAAAGGAGGUAUUGCAGCAGCUUUCGAUGAGGUGGCUUACCUUAAAGUUAUCAUUUCUCAGUAUUGCAACAAAUAUGCAAUUGUUGAACCUUCUUUUAAGAGUUCUGGUUUUGGCUUUGUAUUCCCCAAGAAUUCACCAUUGACGGAUGAUGUCUCGAGGGCUAUCUUGGAAGUGAUUGAAAACGAUGAAAUGCAACAAAUCGAGAAUAAAUGGUUCUCCAAAAAGAGUAAUUGUUCUGAUCCAACCUUCAUUCCUUCACACAACCGGCUUAGCGUCAAUAGCUUUUGGGGUCUAUUUCUAAUAGUAGGUGUUACUUCGCUCUUGGCUCUUCUCGUCUUUGUGGCUUUUUUCUUUUAUGAACAUAGGCACACGCUGUAUGAGGACUCCGAAAUUUCUUUCUGGAGAAAGCUAACGAUUUUGGUUAGAAGCUUUGACGAAAAAGACAUAAAAUCCCACAUGUUCAAGGAUAGUGCGGUUCAUAAUGUGAGUUCACCUAGUACUCAAUGCACCCCAAGAUCUUCAACAAUGCAGAACAUACCAUGGCCACAAAAUCCGUCACAGAACAUGGAGUUUGAGCUAAGAAGAGUGUCUCCCGUUCCGAGUGAAGAAUUUUCCACUCCACAACUAGAACAAGAUGAAGAUGAGGAAGCUAAUACUUUACGGGAAGUAGAAUGAGAAAGAAAGUUUGUUGAAGCAAGAGAUUCAGGAAGAAAGUUUGAACUGACGAUCCAACAGAUGCAUUUAGAAACAUACUAUUUUCAAUGUAUAUAUAAACAGCUUGACUUAGCUACGGAACCAAGAAGAGACAAAUGCACAGUACCAAAAAUCAGUUCAAAAGCCAAUAUAUUACUGCAAGAAACAUACUACUUCAAUGUAUAUUAGGUAAUUCUUCCGUUA